Molecule: messenger RNA, 2043 nt
Organism: Megalopta genalis
Lineage: Eukaryota; Metazoa; Arthropoda; Insecta; Hymenoptera; Halictidae
Product: splicing regulator SDE2
Cellular component (GO): nucleus
Source: RefSeq, a predicted model, not a curated record
CCAUUGGACACCGUAAACACCAAUGAACACAUUGGCCUUGAAUGGAAACUCCACGAGCGGUCGUGAUGCUGGGAGAUCUGCUCCGACGGCAUAAAAGUACUGCAGAUGCAGGGGUAUAUGCGUUCGAAGCUUGGGUAUGGUGUAUGUUGUUGUUGGUGUUUUUCCGUGAGAAAUCAAAAUGAUAAACGUUCAAAUAAGUACCGCAUCUGGUGUGAAGCAAAUUUUUACCGUCGUCGCACCGAUUAAACUCGUCGAUUUGCGUAAUCGGAUCGAAGAUUUCACGAAUUUCUCGCAAGAAAACUUUUACAUCGUACACAAUGGAAAGCUCGUGGACGAGAACGAUACUUGCUACAACGGAUGCGUUUCUAUCGUUCCACGGUUGCUCGGAGGAAAAGGAGGUUUUGGAUCCAUGUUGCGCGCGAUCGGUGCACAAAUCGAGAAAACUACGAAUCGCGAGGCUUGCAGAGACCUGAGUGGCCGUAGACUUCGCGACAUCAACGAGGAGAAAAGAUUAAAGGCUUGGAUCGAGAAACAAGGAACACGCGAAGAGGAAGCUGCGGAGCGGAAGAAAAAGAAAUUGGAACGACUUUGCACCGAACCGAAACACGAAUUCAAAGAUCAGACGUACGAUCGUGAAAGAUCAGCUUUAACGGAAAGGGUUGGCGAUGCUGUCGAAGAAGGAUUCAAGGUCGCCGGUGGAUCUGGGUUGAAAAGAAAAUUCGACGAAGAAUUCAAACCGAAUAAAAGGAAAACUUUAUUGGACAUCGACAUCGACUUGGACGAAUUGGACAGUUCCGACGCAAGCGACGACGAAGAAACGAAAGUUGUGAAAACAAAUCGAACCGAACUUUCGUCGAACGAUAGCGGGCACUCUAGCGACGAAAGCGGUAGAAUUAGCGGGAAUACGGACGGGACGGAAUCUAAUUAUUCGGAAGAUAGUUCCGUUCGUAGAAUAGACGAUAGAAAUUCAAGUAAUCAGCCGGUAUCGAAUAAAGAUUCCGUCGAGAUUGAUCGCAGGGAACUUUCCGAUUUAAAUUCAACGAAAACUACGGGCGAAGACGUUAGAGUAUCUACAGGAAUCGUGCAUUCUUCGUUGAACGUCGAUACCAAAUAAGUUCCAUUUCUGUAUUUUGCGUGUAAUAUUAUACAAGUAUAUCCGUGUAAUAAAAUGUUCCAACGGUGUUCCAUCUGAAAAUAGUAUCGUUGUUUUUAAAAAAUAUUAAUAUUUUUAAAAUAUCGUCCAAUCCGUCAAUUCGUUGGCCAGUUUAGCGCCCACUGCGAACAGGGUUAACGAAGCAACGAACGAUCCGUAAAAAUCGUUCGUCAACAUCUUUUUGCGCUUGCAUCGACGCAUCCAUUUAUAGAGAUCUCGCGCGUAUUUAGUACCGAUCCAGUACAAACGAUCGCUUUUCGCAUACUUUUUUUGAAGUUGCGCGUGUACCAUAUGUGCCAGAGUUCCCAGACAAACGUAGUAACACGGUUUGCAACAUCGUUUGCGCGACGCAAGCUGGAAAUAAUCGUUAGACUUAUGUACGGACGCCUUAUCGUAUAAAUAUGCGGUGGAAUGGCUCGGUGAAAAAAUAUUUAUAGACGAUUCUCACGUUAUUGCGUGAUUCGUGCUCCUCUACGGAAAAUGGAUCGGGCAAGAAAUUGGACGACGAAGACGCGCGAGCACCGUACUCCGCGGUCAUUUUCAACUUUCAAUUUGUUUCGCGCAGCGAUAGUUGGAAAUUCAAGCGUAAAUAAAAUCGCCGGAUAUCGAUGUCGAUAUUCUUUUGUCGCACGAUAACUUGCAAUUGCAAAACGCCGAUAUUCGGUGUUGCUAUUCCGACUACGUAACAGUUGUUCCCGAUGUACGUACAUGCGCGUACAGCGAACGUGUGCAGAUAAAAUAUAGCAAAAAUAAAAACAAAAAUAACUGUUGUAAAAUUUUAUUCGAAAACGUUUUAGAAAAUAUUUGAAACCGUGCUAGCAAUAUCUAUAAGCUUUUUUUACUUGUUACGGUAAAAUAAAUAAUAAAAAAUCUGCCAAAGAACGAACGAA